This is a messenger RNA of Mauremys mutica (yellowpond turtle), 4516 nucleotides long. It is a transcript of the gene SLC35B2, whose product is annotated as solute carrier family 35 member B2. Gene Ontology annotation, biological process: transmembrane transport. The coding region runs from base 1976 to 3232 and encodes 418 amino acids. The transcript has 4 exons. Gene Ontology annotation, molecular function: 3'-phosphoadenosine 5'-phosphosulfate transmembrane transporter activity. The record is from RefSeq and is a predicted model, not a curated record. NCBI's taxonomy places the organism in Eukaryota, Metazoa, Chordata, Testudines, Geoemydidae. Gene Ontology annotation, cellular component: Golgi membrane; endoplasmic reticulum membrane.
AUUGAGCCAGUGAAGAGGGGUCUCACUGGAAGUUGCCUAUGGCCACUCUGGGGUGUGUGGUGUAGGUACUGUGCUUUCUAAGGGUGCUUGGUGUCUGCAGGGUCUGGGUCUCACAGGGCAAAUUGGCCAAUGGCACCCGUAUGCUGGAUCAGUGAUUCUCAACCAGGGGUCUGGGCCCACUUGGGAGGCCGCAAGCAGGUUUCAGGGAUUCCGCCAAGCAUGGCCAGUAUUAGACUCGCUAGGACCCACGGCAGAAAGCCAAAGCCCCCCUGUGCAGGACUGCAGCCCGGGGCCCCAAGCCGCACCACCCGGGGCUAAAGCCGAAGCCUGAGCAACUUAGCUUCACGAUGCCCCCCGCUUGCUAUCCCCUAAUGCUGGUCUUGGCUUUUAUAUGCAGAAAACCAGUUGUUGUGGCACAGAUGAGCUGUGGAGUUUGUAGAGCAUGUUGGGGGGCCUCAGAAAGGAAAAGGUUGAGAACCCCUGUGCUGGAGGAAGGAGUAAUUCAAGGGAUCCCCCUGAGAAUGGCUCCUCUGGUGGUAUGUGACACCUAGAUCAGGACUGGAUGGAGCUAGAUUUCCCUGGGCUCAGCCAUCAGUCAGACCUUAGUCUCCAAGCUUUUCCCUCCUCCUAGGGUGUUUUCCAGGGUCCCCAUGGCCUGGCUAGGACUCUCCCAGGCCUGAUCACUGCAGAGGGGCAGCUCUUUUCAAAAGAGCUCAGCAUGCUCAUUUGUGGCCAGAUGGUCAAGUGCUCAGCUCCCACUGAGGCACCAGAGUCAGGAGCAUAUUUUCUGUAGCACUCCAUUCCCACUGUGAUGCUUAUGGCCUGAUUUUCUAUAAGGCACUGAGCUCUUUUGGAAAAUCUGGCCCUAAUGGACAAAUCAAAAAGACAGAAUGCUGGUAACUGGCCACCACCUGUUAGUUCGGGAGUGGGGGAGCCUAACCCCUCCCCAAAAAAACCCUUUGAAGCAAGAAAUCUUCCCCCCAGAUCAGAGUGCCCCCUCACAGGCCGGAGAAACCCAAGGCCUCCUGGAGCCAGGCCCUUCCCUUGUUGACUGAGUGAUGUUCACACCCUUUGUUCCACCACUGCAGGAGUGUCCUGCUGGUAAUACUCUGCACAGGGAGCUAGAUAAGGUCUGCCAAGUUCACCGUGGCCCUGAAGGCUGCUGAGGGAGAGACUUGUUGCAGCCCAUGCAUCCCCCUCACUCCAGGCUCCAUGCUGCUGUCAGAUCAGGCACUGUCAAGGAAAGUGCUGAAACAGGAGCUGCAGGGCGGGAGCUGCUGCUUCCAUUUCCUGGCUCCCUCCCCCCACCAAUAAAAGUGAGGCUGAAGGUGAAACACGUGCCAGUGAGAGCCCUAAAGAGGAAAAGCAUUUGGAGCUGGUGUGUGUGUAAAGCCAUGUCACUAGCACUAUCCAAGACACUCCGAGAGCCUGAACGUUCAAAGCUGCAAACCCCCUGGCUCCUAAAACCCGAGCAAACAACAUUCCUUUCUCUUGUGCCCUUGGCCUCCAAGCGCCCUGCACACCGGAGUUGCAUCACCCACUCCUGAAACAUAGUCACCUCUGGAGGUGGACGCAACAACUGUUUGACAGUCUCACACCAACACCCGAUGAGAAGGGAGGAAAACUCCUGUACCCAGUUGAAACUAGGGAGGCGUUUAGGGAGGCUGAAUGGAAUUUAGCUGGGAUACACUUCAAACUGCAGAGAAGUUUUCCCCUGUUCCCUGGUGACUUACACCAAUGUUCCGUUUGGGCUGAACUUUGAUCACAGUGUCAUGUGUUGAAGAUGCACCUGGGUAACUCCCAAAGCAGGGGGAGGAGAUCUUACGCCUCCAGCUUGCCUUUGACUUGGUGACUGGGAAGGUGGAAGGAAUCCUGGUGUUGCUGGCUGGGCCAGUGGCCCCCCUGCAGCUCACCGCCUGGAUUGCCUUCUCUUGGCAGGUUGUGCCUGGCUGUCGUGCUGGCUGUUCUCCCCACCAUGGCUGCCAGUGAAGUGGUAUCAGCUGCCCUACAGGACUCGUGGGGGGACUUCUGGCUCUUCCGUUUCUUCCUUAAUGCUGCGGGCUAUGCGAGCAUCAUGGUGCCAGGGUUUCUGCUCAUCCAGUACUUCAAGAGAAAGAAUUACCUGGAGACAGGCCGCGGCAUUUGCUUCCCCGUCAUCAAGUCGUGCAUCUUUGGCAGCGAGGCCAAGUCCGCACAUCCAGAUGACAUCUCCCUGGCGGCCCGGAAUGAGACCAUGGAGUCCUCGACGGCCCAGCAGAUCCUCAAGCUGCUCUUCUGUGCUGCUGGCCUUCAGGCUUCCUACCUGACGUGGGGUGUCCUCCAGGAGCGGGUCAUGACCCGGACAUAUGGGGCCACUGAGACAGAUCCUGGUGAGAAGUUCAAAGAUUCCCAGUUCCUGGUCUUCAUGAACCGGAUCCUGGCCUUCACCGUAGCCGGCCUGUACUGUGCCCUCAUCAAGCAGCCGCGCCACGGUGCCCCCAUGUACAAGUAUUCCUUUGCCUCACUCUCCAACAUCCUCAGCAGCUGGUGCCAAUAUGAGGCACUCAAGUACAUCAGCUUCCCUACCCAGGUGCUGGCCAAGGCCUCCAAGGUGAUCCCAGUCAUGCUGAUGGGCAAGCUGGUGUCGCGCAAGAGCUACGAGUACUGGGAGUACCUGACGGCGGUGCUUAUCUCGGUGGGGGUCAGCAUGUUCCUGCUCUCCAGCGCCCCCACCAAGCACCUCUCCACCGUCACUACCUUCUCAGGCGUGGUCCUCCUUGCUGGCUACAUCGUCUUCGACAGCUUCACCUCCAACUGGCAGGACGCCCUCUUCACCUACAAGAUGUCCCCGGUGCAGAUGAUGUUUGGGGUGAACGUCUUCUCCUGCCUCUUCACGAUGGGCUCGCUGCUGGAGCAGGGCGCCCUGCUGGAGUCGGUCCGCUUCAUGGCCCGCCACUCCGAGUUCGCGGUCCACGCCGUGCUGCUGUCCAUCUGCUCCGCCUUUGGCCAGCUCUUCAUCUUCUACACCAUCAAUCAGUUUGGGGCGGCCGUCUUCACCAUCAUCAUGACGCUGCGCCAGGCUUUUGCCAUCCUGCUCUCCUGCCUCAUCUACGGGCACGCCAUCACCGUGGUGGGCGGGCUGGGCGUCGCCGUGGUCUUUAUGGCUCUCUUCCUGCGCGUCUAUGCCCGCAGCCGCAUGAAGAAGCGUAGCAAGAAGCUGCCCACCGGCGAGGUCCCAGUGCAGAAGGUUUAGGGACCAUGGGACAGACCAUGCCCUCCUCCCCUCUCCCACUGCAGGGCACUUGCUUUAUUUCUCUUCUCUUCGUGAACCUACUGAGGAGGGGGGGAGAAACAAUGACUCCCUUUGCCAACUGCUUUUCCUGGACAAGGAGCUGGAGUGGGCUUGGAGGAAGCGAGAUGCUUUCCGGGCCUCCACUGCAUCUUUCUCCUGUUGCCUUAAUAGGUCUGAGUAUUUCAGUGCUCUGAGAUUGCUCCAGAAAGGGAGCAGAGGGCAGGUCUAGUUCCCAGGAGUGCAGUGGGGUUAACUCCUGCCCUAGCUCCAUCUGGUACUCGGGGCUUCUCUUGAAGAUUAUUUAUGAACAAGGGAACUUUAUUCCCUGGCACUUUCUUGACUCCAGCUUCACUCCCCAUUUCUUUCCUCACUACAGAGCCGAUAGUAAGGGAACGGCAAGAAAACACUAUCAUUUUUCUUUACAGAUAUGUAUGAUUGAGAGGGAAGCUCCAGUCUCAGCCUGCCCCAGCAGCAGGUGGUGUAGGGAACGGGGCAGGAGCGCUGGCUGGACGGGGGGGAACUCUCAGCUACAUCAGUCCCUGCCUUUCCCAACAGGAGGCGCUGUAGGGAAUGUGGCAGGAGCAUGGGGCCUCCCUAGCCACAUCCCAUUCCAAGGCUGGUAAAAGAGCUGCUGCGUAGCAGUCUGGAUUUGUGGCAGGUGCCUCUUGAACAGUAGCCAUGUCCUUGCUGGCUUGGCAGGUCAGUGCACUACGCUGUCGCGGCUGGGAGCCUUCUCCAUUUCUGUCUCCUGGCCUGGCACUUCUGCUCCAUUCCAUUUGUGUUUUGUGCUGCUUUUCCUUUCUUGUCAUAGGUUUGAACUAGAACUCCCAGGCUCCCCUAAGGGCGCUUUCUGCUCUCUGGCUUCAGGGAUUUGUAAUUGGCUCCUACCCUUUAGAAAAGCACAAAGAUCCCCUUCCUGGGAUGUUCCUCCUUUUUCCUGCCUGCAGGAGGUGCCAGCGCCAGCCCACUCAGCAGCCUAACUAGGGCUUUGUGGUACGCAGCGGUCCCGGAGACAGGACAAAGCCCAGCCCAGGUUCCCUUUCCCUGCACGGGGCUGCUCUCAAUCCUGGAUGCAGGGAGCCACUUGCCCUGGCUCCACCUCGGGAAGCUGGGUUUGACCCAGUAACUGUUUUGUUUCCGAACAGACCAGGCCCCCCCCCCCCAUCUGCUAGGGGAAUGGUUUGGGUACUUUUAAAAUGCAACUUGGUCUCUUUUUAUUAAAUUAAAAAGCUGCUGCAACCAGUG